Messenger RNA from Spodoptera littoralis (African cotton leafworm), 2505 nucleotides. Lineage: Eukaryota; Metazoa; Arthropoda; Insecta; Lepidoptera; Noctuidae. The record is from the annotation of a GenBank genome assembly.
AUGGCGAAGCAAGUUUGGUUGAUUCUGAGCCUCUUUCUUGCUACCGCAAUCGCUGAUUUCACAACAAACUGCCCACAAGAGUGCAAAUGUGUUUGGGCAAGCGGCAACAAACAAGCUGACUGCUCACACUCCCGUCUCAACGACAUACCCAGAAACUUAAGCGCAGAGAUACAAAACCUCGAUCUCACAGGCAACGAACUUUACGAAAUCACAAGACAUGCAUUCCAUGAUGUAGGUCUCAUCAACUUGAAGAAACUCAUCCUCAAAGAAUGCAAGCUCUUGACAAUACAGAGAAACGGACUGAGCGGACUUGCCAUCAUGAUAGAACUUGAUCUAUCCAAGAAUGACCUAAAAACUUUACAUGCCGACACCUUCAAAGAAACAGCUAAAAUAAGAUGGAUCCUACUGAACGACAAUCAAAUAGAGAAAUUAGAAGACGGGCUCUUUAAUAAUUUGCCGUUCCUACAGAAAGUAGAAUUGAGUAACAACAAAAUCCUACAAAUAGGAAUGAAGACAUUCAUGAACGUGCCCAAAUUAAACAUCCUCAGACUUGACGGAAACAAAUUGGAGUAUCUGAAGAUUGAUACAUUAAGUGCGCUGACGUCGCUUUCCAAUUUAGAUGUUCACGAUAACCCUUGGCGUUGUGACUGUUACUUACAACCGUUCAGAAACUGGGUAAUUAGUAAGAACUUCUACACUUCCCCCAUUUCUUGUGUAGAGCCCCCUAAAGUUCACGGAAAACUUUGGAAAGAGCUGGACUCCAGCGACUUUGCUUGCAAACCUAGCAUCGUAUACCCUUCCGUCAGUACAACACUACGAACAUCAGAUACCAACGUCACAUUAUCCUGUCAGGUCAACGGCAACCCGCUGCCAGAAGUCAACUGGGUCUUAAAUGCUCAAAUCAUAGAUGGUGCUUACAGAUACCAGGGAGAACUCAAAUACUACAUCACUGAAAGAAAUCUCGAUAACUCCAAAUGGGUUAAUUUAACUAUAGUUGAUUUAGGAAGCACAGACAAUGGCGAUUACCUGUGUGUUGCAAAAAAUGCUGGUGGAGUUGAAGAGCGCAGUCUGACGCUGGCAGUGACUCAGAGUUUCCCUGAGAGUGGAGUAGUUCCUGAAGGCAUGGAUAACAAUAUGCUGCCAGUGCUCAUUGGCGUGUCAUGUACUGCAGCUAUUGUGCUGAUAAUCCUGGUGAUACUCUGCUACUGCUGCUGCUUCAGACGGCGAGGUUCAGACAAGAAGAAAGCAGAGAAUUCUAACGGUGAAGCAUUGAUUGAAGGAUCUGUUAUACCCGAGAUGGAGAAGAGCCUAAUCACUGCUGUCAAUCCGGUGACGAAGCCUCCGAGAAGAUACGAUGUGCCACCAUCGAUCACCAGCGGCGCGACCGAAAUGUCUGAACUAAACAAAACAUUGCUGGACAAUGAUUCUGUGUUUGCUCACAACGAUGAUGAAAAACGCUCGCUAGACUUCGACCCGCCAUCAAAACGAUCGCAGGAUGCUCUCAACGUAGAAUAUGGCCGUACUGACGGUCGAGCCUACCCUCCUGAUCUACUGUCCUUCCCUCCCAGAGCAGCUCAAAUAUCACCAGCGGCUAGCAACGCUUCCACAGUGCCUGACACCACCAGGCUGCCACCACAACUCAACCCGAUUAGUCCCAUACACUCACCAAUAUAUGGCAUGACUAACCAAAAUCUAUUCAGGACUUUACCCUACUCUCGUUCUCAGUCGCCAUUCACAGCGCCCAUAACUCCUCCAGUCGUCACCCCAAGGCAAGGAUAUGUCACCAUCCCGAGGAGACCCAGAGUGCCAAGCUGGUCUAGUACAGCGAGCACACAAAUCCUGCCUAGCUCUGAAGCUCAAGAACCGUUGUAUGAUAAUCUAGGAUUAAGGACCACGGCAGAUGGCAGCUCUGUCUUAUCAUUAAAUAAAACGGGCCUAGAACCACAAUUCUCACCAAUGAGAAACAGACCCUUGCCGGCCACUCCAAUAGCCUACCCUAACCAACAUCCAGUGUACUACGCUCCUAUUGAAGAACAAGAGCCGUCUCCUUCGCCAGUACCUCCACAAGUGAACCGGAACAGCAUCAGCUCUCAGUUGUCACAUCAACUUUCUACUCCAGGCCCUCAGGAACCAGUGAAUCCAAGAAUGAGUUGGACUGCUAAGAACACCUCCACUCCACAACCUGAACCUAGGAAAGUAUUAUUCAGUGACAAAAGCGAUGCACAGUCCCAAGUGUCAGACAGCAGUACACUGAGCCGAAGAGGAAAGCCUGAAACUGGAUCUUUAAGAAGAAUUCCAAGGGUAGAUAGUAAGGAGGAGCCUAGUUCUCCAUCAAAGGAUGAGAGCAAGAAAAACGAGAGUGUAUUGAACCAAUCGGGGACUCUGGGCAGGAGUGGUAAGAUACCACCACGACCGCCGCCGAAGCCGAAGAAAAAGCCGAGUACAGAAGUGAACCCCAACGAGCCGCUGUUCGAGGACGAAGGAGAGGAUGGUACGGAAGUGUAA